AUGCCUUCGGGCGACUAUUUCAGUUAUACUAAUCCUAAUCAACAAUACGCCCCAGAUUCACCAGAUACAUUCUACGCCCAUGUCAGCGUCCAACCGCCCACCUCCGACUCUGCCCAAACGCCGCCUUCACCUUCCCCCGUGAAGCCUCAAAAGUCUCGCCACCGCCAUCGUGACCACACUGAUCGCGAUCGCACCGCCGUCUCACGGACCAUCGCACCACCGCUUGCUCAAACCUCUUCUUCAAACAAUCACAACAGCACCCCAAACACCUCCUACUCCCGCUCUGCUGGAAAAUCACAGUCACGCACGGGCCCGUCCUCGGCCGUCCGCAAGGAGCGCGAACGAGCGCUUGCGAAUACAUCCCAUGACUCCCUCGUCCGCGCGCUUAUCUACAAAGAGCAUGAUUACAAAGAGGCAAAGCAUCUCCUUGCGGGAGCGAUACUCCAGGUCGAGGCGCUGCAGGAGCGACUGAGCCGUGAGGAGGAAGGGCGAAGGGCGCUGGAGGAGGAGGUGCGGGUAUCAGGGAGCAAGACGACGAAAGCUAUCUUGGAUACGCAAGGGGAGGCCAUGCGAGCGAAAGAGGACACGGCGAUAUGGAAACUCAAGGCGGAGAACUUGGAGAAGAAUCUCCGCCGUGCAAAUGAGCGCGUGCGUGCUGUUGAAGCGGAGCGGGACGAGCUAGACGGUGCUCUUGUUCGUGCACGGUCCACCGCCCGUCAGCUCAAGGAGAAAAACGUCGUCCUACAAGCGCGCGAGGAGGGUCGUCGUGAAGGGUUCGAAGAAGGUCUGCGCCAAGGCCGCAUCCAGCAAGAGGCAGCCCUCGCCGCCGCCGCUGCUGAAGAAGAAGCCGCCGCCGCCGCCGCGGAGCUCGAACGAAAAGAGAAAGCAAAGAAGGGAUCCGAUACCUCCCGUUCCCGCAAAUCUGCAGCUCCACCCCCUGUACCCAGCAUCCCACUCCUACAGCAUGAGUAUGAGCUCGAGCGGACCAAGAGCGAGCUUGCGCGUGGGUAUGAGGCUGAGGCGCUGCGCACCAAGAUGCAGCUCAACGAGUCCGAACGACAGCUCGAUAAAGAGCGCGAGAAGAACAAGCGGCUUGAGCGGGAACUGCGCGCCUUACGUGAAGACCUGUUGCGCGCUGAAAGGGAGAAGAAGGCGGCAGAGGAAGCGCGGAAGCGGGUGGAGGAAGAGAAACAGCGGGUACAGGAGGAGAAGAGGAGGAUUGAAGAUGAUAAGAGGAGAGUGGAAGCCGAGAUGGAAGGUGUACGCAACAAGGUGAAGGAGACCGAAAGAGAGAAGGAAGAGUUGAGGAGGAGGGAGGAAGAAACACUCCGUCGUGCUGCAUCUGAGAAACGUCGUCUCACAGAGGAAACCGAGCGCGAGAAGCUCGCAAUCCUUCAAGAAAAAGAGCGUGUAGAGCAGGAGAAGGCUGCUGCGGAAGCUCGUGCAAGAGAGGAGGUCGAGCGCGAGCGCGCGCGUGCACGACAUCUCGAGGAGGAAAUGACACAUGAGCACGAUGUACAGGCGCAGCGCGAGCGGGAACGGGCGGAGCGGGAACGGGAGAAGGAUGAGCGGGCGGAGAGGGAGCGCGAUGCGGCGGUCGAAGCUGCGCGCCUGGCUGGGUUCAGUGCCGCCGUGGGGGCGUCGUCGAUGUCGGGAAGCAAUCACAGCGCGAGCAUGUCGCCAGCCGUAGGGCUGAAGACACAGCACGACUACAAAUCGCAGCCGUACUUCCCUAUGCCACCACCACCGCAAGGUGGAGUGGGUAUGCCCGUACCAUCCGUGCCCUCGUUAUCACCCUUCCCAGGGAGCAACGCUGCGUUCGCAGGGACAGCAGGCAGUGCGUCUGGCUCUAUGCCUCAACCCAUUGUCAUGCCCUCCGUACCACGCACCGGCUCCUCGCGCCACGGACAUGGACGGCGCGACUCCCUAUCGAGCUCUGCGUCCACGAUGCAGUUCGACAUCCUCCAGUUCCCAGGCGAGGGUAGGAGCGACAGGGGUGAAUUGGGGGUUAUACCGGAGGAUGCGAGCAUUCGCAGCGGGUGGGGUGCGCCUCCGGGUACGUCCUUCCCUGAACCAAGCAUACCGAACAUUGUACCUCAAGGUAUGGGUGGUGGAGGAGGGAUUGCAUUCCCUAGUGCAGAGGUGCCGAAUAUUGUUGAUCCUGGGCGGCAAGCAGCAGGAGCAGGAGGGAUCGCGUUUCCGAAUCCUGAUAUCCCGCAAAUCAUUCCUCGAGGGCAUGGAGGUGCACCCACACCAGGCGCAUCGUUCCCACAACCCGAAGUGCCAGAGAUCAUUCCGCGAGGAGGCGCGCCGACUCCAGGGGGUGGUGCAGCGUUUCCGCAACCCGAGAUUCCAAAUAUUGUUCCUCGAGGAAUGUCAGGGUCCGUUGGCUCGUCGGCAGGGGCAGGAGGAGGGGGAGGAUUCCCGCAGCCUGAGGUACCGGAGAUCAUACCACGAGGAAUGGGUACACAUACGCCCGGAGGAGGAGGUGGUGGUGCAGUGUUCCCACAACCUGAGAUACCAAAUAUUAUUCCGAGAGGAAUGGGAGGGUCCAUGUCGGGGAGCGUUGGUUCUGCAGCAGGAGGGCCGGAGUAUCCGACGCCUAGUAUCCCGAAUAUUGUACCUCGAGGUGGUGGAGGUGCGCCGACCCCUGGAGGAGGUGCAGCAUUCCCUCAGCCUGAGAUUCCAAACAUCGUUCCUCGAGGAGGUCCCAGUCCAGGUGGUGCAGCCGCGUUCAGCAUGCCUGAAGUCAACAUACCCAACAUCGUACCCAAAGGCGUUGCGGGUAUGGAUACGCCUGGUCCUGGUCCUGUUUACCCUAGUACAGGCACGCCUGGUCCUGGCCCUGCGUACCCCACUGCUGAAGUACCGAUGAUCAUCCCACCUCCACGCGGGGCUGGUACUAGCAGCGUUGGCGAAACUUUCAAUAUGCCUGAGCCCGAGAUCCCAAAUAUUAUACCGAAGGGCGUUACUUCUGGAGGUCACGCGAUGCCUGCACCCGAGAUACCAGAUAUUAUACCCAAGGGCGGGCCAAGUCCAAGCGGCGGCUCAGUUGGUGCUGGAGGUGGUAUGUUCCCGCAACCUGAUAUCCCGAACUAUAUGGGCGGGGGCAAAAACGGCCGACCUGGAUCUCGCGCUGCCAGCACGACUUCGACUUCUAUGAUGCCGACGCCCGCAAUACCGAACAUCGUACCUAAAGGCGGACGCGCGACGAGCAGCGCUAGUGGUGGAGGGAUGCCGACGCCAGUGAUCCCUGACAUCGUACCGAAGGGAGGCAGAGCGGGCAGCGCAGCUGGAAGUGUUGGGUUCCCGACGGCGGAAGUGCCGACGUUUGGCGGUGAGACGCCCAGAGGGAUGGGGAAGGGUGGAAGGUCAAAGUCUCGGUCUGGCUCGGCGGUUGGGAUUCCGACACCUGAGAUACCGAAUAUUGUACCCAAGGGAGGCGCGUCGAUGUCUGGGGGCAGCAAUAGCGGUGGUGGAUUUGGAUUCCCUACUGCUGAGGUGCCUACCUUUGGCCCUGGAGGAAAUGCUGCUACUCCUUCAUGGCCUGCAGCCGAAGUACCUAAUUUCGCGACUCCUAGAGGUGGUAAUGCCAAUCUCGGUGGUGCAUCCCCUCGCUGGCCUUCUGCAGAGGUUCCGAAUAUAACGUCCGACGCUGGAGGCAUCCCUGGUUGGCCUACAGUCAACACGCCGAAUAGCAUGCUGGACCCGCCAGAUGGGAACAAUUUUGGCUCUUGGACAGAUCCGAAUAUGCUCAGUGCAAAUAAGCCACGACCGCUAGAUCGUAUGGGAAGUAAUGGGUCGUGGACUGCUCACAUUCACCCUCCUUCACGAUCGCCCUCGCUGUUAAGUGCGACUGUGCAAGAACAGGAUGGAGGCUUCUACCUCAGUCCGAACCACCGAACAUCGGCGCUGCCGCCGCAGACGCAGCCGAAGAGUCAACCUAGGAGGAGGAACGGGGGCAAUGGCGAUGUACCUACGCAGCCCAACACGCCCGUUGUGUUGAACGGACCACUCCCGCCUGGAUUCGUGCCGCAGACAUUGACUGACAGGAAUGGCAUAUCGACGCCGGUGUGGCCGGGUACAACUGACUUGCCGUCGAUGGGCCAGCCAGCGCCUGUGAUCCCGCCGAUGUCGAAUUCAGGCAAGUAUGGUAAUCCUCUGAGGGAUGGUGAGGGAGGAGGAGGAGGUCCGCCGCCGAUGUUCCCGCGCUCGCCGGCGGGGUCGGUUAGACCGCUGGGCACGCCUGGGCCUGGGUGGGCGAGUUUGGGAGGAGCAACGCCUGCGAUGUCUGCGAGGGAUCUUCCUGGUGUUGCGGGUAGUGGUGGGGGUGGGGUGAGGCCGGGGUCGAUAUAUGGCGCGCCGCCUAUGGGCACGCCUAUUCAGAUGCCUGCGCCGCCGGUGACGAUGCCUGUGCCUACUGUACCUGACCUGGAGGAUGAGAACGACGAUGGGUUUGAUAUGAACACGACGCUGAAUACGCAGAUGAAUGCGAAGAUUGGGUCGACGACGACGACGCUUGUCACGGAAAAGGCGAAGAAGAAGAAAAAGAAGAGGUAA
Molecule: messenger RNA, 4560 nt
Organism: Psilocybe cubensis
Lineage: Eukaryota; Fungi; Basidiomycota; Agaricomycetes; Agaricales; Agrocybaceae
Exons: 14
Coding region: 1-4560 (1519 amino acids)
Source: RefSeq, a predicted model, not a curated record